AUGGGUUCACAUCAAUCAGACCUCCCAGACAGCACCUCCCCCACCCUCGCCCUAGUACACCCAACAGAGCAAGAGCUAGUCCAGCAGUCCAUCAAAAACGGCGCCUCCUGGAGAGGUGCUUUAUCAAUCGAAGCCUACCUCCGCCGCGAAGACCACCUCGCCCAGCAAGAACUCACCAGAGACGGCGGCAUCACGUGGUGGGCACUCGUCGACACCGCCGCCGAAAAGCGCUCCGUCCUCUCCGGAUGCGAGACACUGCGCAAGAGGGCGUUGUUAGCGCAGGAUGGCACCGUCAAGGACGUGUUGUGUCAUGGAAUCGGCAGUGUUUUUUGCCCGCCUGAGUUUAGGCGCAGGGGAUACGCUGCCCGGAUGAUGAAGGAGCUGGGGAACAAACUACAGACGUGGCAGGCGGAGGGGGUUGAGUGCUUGUUCUCUGUGCUGUACUCUGAUAUUGGCAAACAAUUCUACGCCGCACACGGAUGGGAGCCGUUUGAUUCGUCUCACAUCUCUGUGCACGCCGCAGAAAAACCUGUAAACGGUUCGAUGAAGCCGCAUAAUCUUCCGGAAGCUCGGCCAUUGUACGCUUCAGAUCUAGCGGAGCUAUGCAGCAUUGAUGAACAGCUUCUCCGGAAGAAGAUGAAUGGCCUAGCAUCUGGCGGCAAAACGGCCGUUGCCAUGAUUCCAGACAUCGAGACCAUCCGGUGGCACCACGCCCGCGAAGAAUUCGUAGCCAACGAGCUAUACGGAAAGACUCCUACCAUCAAAGGAGCCGCCGUAGGCAACGAAAGUGGCAAACGCAUCUGGUGCUACUGGACUAGGGUAUGGGCCAACAGUGAUCCGCAGCAGAGCAAAGGCAACGUUCUGCAUAUACUUCGAUUGGUCGUUGAGGACGAUGCAGGAUCGGAGGACGACCUCAGCAACGCUCCAGCGAUUGCAGCGCUUCUGGCUAUGGCACAGAGCGAGGCGGCCAAGUGGCACAUGGCGGAGGUUGAGACUUGGAAUCCCGCUAAGGUAACAGUCGCCGCUGCCCAGCUGCUUGAGCCAGGAGCCGAAGUCGUGCAUCGGGACGCGGAGAGCAUUGCCAGCUUGAUGUGGUAUGGGAACCAGCCUGUAAAUGGAGGACACGUAGGUGAUAUGGUGACUUGGCUGGGUAACGAGAAGUAUGGGUGGUGUUGA
This is a messenger RNA of Coniosporium apollinis CBS 100218, 1176 nucleotides long. RefSeq lists its product as uncharacterized. Bases 1 to 1176 code for a protein of 391 amino acids. The transcript is spliced from 2 exons. The record is from RefSeq and is a predicted model, not a curated record. Lineage: Eukaryota; Fungi; Ascomycota; Dothideomycetes.